CUACGAUUCAGACAGCUAACGUUAACCGUUUUGACGUGAAAACAUUAAACUUCCGUUUUGAGUCUGGCUAACUCAUUCUGCAACUUGACUUUAUGUUGGCCACAUAUCAGCAAAGUAACGUUAGUCAACGCAUCCUAAUCUUCAGCAACCUUCCCUAUUAGUGAUUUAAAGAACCAAGCUUAACGCUAGCUAACGGUAGCGUUAGCAAAGCAGCUCCUGGUAUGGCGGAGGUUCCCGGGACAUCAAGUGAAACGAUAACGGAGACUGUUGAGACUAACACACCGCCGCCGCCCCAGCAGGAGGGACGAAGCCUGACAAUAAAGCUGAGGAAGAGGAAGACUGAGAAGAAGGUGGAGUGGUCCAGUGACACUGUAGACAAUGAGCACCUGGGAAGAAGGUCUUCAAAAUGCUGCUGUAUUUAUGAGAAGCCCCGACAGUUCGGAGAGUCGUCCUCUGAAAGCGAGGGAGACGAUGAUGAUGAAGGGUGUGGCAGUGCUCACUGUAUCCUGGGCCAUGGCAGGAGAGGCCCUGGACAGAGAGAGGGCGGGGGGACCACAGUGCCCCCAAACUCUGGAGGGUCACACACCCACUAAUUAGCACUGCAGGCUGAUUGUGGGCUCUGAGGGGGUUCUCACCACAAUGACAGAUUACAAAACUGCACUCUUUUUUUAGUUUAGUUCCACCACUGAGGUACAGGCAGACCUGAUGCUGCGUUCCAGUCAUGGGUCAGAAACUCCAGUUACUUCAGUAGGAUUACAGUCUGAAAAGCAAAGAGCAACAUGGAUUAUUUAAUUAACCCGAUAGAAAAUCCUGCUUUCCUUUCAAAAACUAAAAGCAUGCUCAGUAUUGUACCAACUGACACACGGAAUGGAGUGAUGACUUUUAAAGUCUUUAGGAAGGGGACAUGCUGUAAUGAUGAUAGAAUUUUAAGGGCCAUGCCGGCCUGUUAGCAUGUUUUAGCCCUUUUGCUAUAAAUCCCACACAGUAUGCAUCACUGCUAAGCAUUUUCCAAAGCAUUUCGUAGAAUGGUACAAUUUGAAAUCCUUUCCUUUUUUCCAGGCAUCUAUUGGUUUCCGUUCAUUUCACUGUGCUAUGAAAAUAAACUUAACGUUUGUAAUCCAUCACAGUGAAUAUCCUGUUUGCUUUUAUUUUUGCAGGUUAAAGCCCAAAGGUAUUCACUUUACAAAUAAAUACCAGUGUAUUCACAUAUUGGCACAUUUUUCUGAUUAAACAAUUCAAACUAUUGUCAACCAUGUCAGGGCUGCACUGCAUUCAACAGCUAAAACACAUUUGAUAUUGUGCCAACUGACAUAAUUACCAUGGAAUGAUAACGGUAGGUGUUUAACCCUUUGACGUACAGAUCGAAGGCCAUGCAGCUGAUAAGAUAACUGGACUAAUGGGCCAGAGUUUUUGCAUGUUUAUGCCUGUGUUCACCCUUUUACUUCAAAUCACAUUUAUGUACAUUACAUAACUGCUGACUGUUUUCAGGCAGUGAUAGUGUUGAAGAGCUCCACGUCUCUUAAACGUACGUAUUUUAAACUAUAGUAAAAUGAACGAAAACCAAUGGCUGCCUAUUAAAAAAACUAAAACCGGUCAGUGCUUUGGAAAAUGGUCAUCAGCAGCAGGAAUGUGAUCUGUCUGUAGCUAAAACACAUGAAAGCAGAGUUGACAAACAUUUGCCCAGACUCCGUGCUUGUGAUUCCAACAUGGCAAUGCCCCCAUCAUCAUACUGGACUUUCUGACUGGAAUGCAGCAUACAUGUUAGAAGCUUUGAGGAGAUGGUCAUAGAGAGGUCAUCCUAUGUUGUCUGGCGGUGUGUUUUUCCUUUUGACAAACUGGCUGGAGUUAUUUGUAUAUAAUACAGCACAUUGUUUUUUAUUUAUUUGCUGGUCUUUAUUCUAAAUAAUAAUUGCCAUAUAGUGGACCGCAGUCUGUGCAGUAGCAUUCUGAUGACAAAGCAUGUGUGAGCAACAGAAUAGAGAGGAUGGAAAACUGGACACCUACAAAGCUCUCCCCUUUAUAUUUAGUUGAGUGAGUAUUUGCUGUUACUGAUUUGUAGAGCAGUUUUAAAGUUUAUGCCAACUGUUGUGACAAUUGCUGACAGAACAUAUUACACAGGACUCCACAUGCUUCAGCACCAUCAGUAUCAUCUGUUAGAAGUAAUCAAUAUUAUAGAACCCUGCCCUGGCCCUGUUCUUCAUAUGUGGAUAACACAAGCCUUGUUUUAAACUUCAUCUAGAGCUGUUAGCGUACCAACAAGACCAUCAGCCCAAGCCUGCAAAAGGCGGCUUACUCACAGUUUGCUGUAUCGUGACUGAAAGCUUUAGAGGGAAGUCAUUCUCCGAUACAGAUAACUCAUUUCCUCAGAGAAAUGCUGAUCUAUUUAUCCUUUUAGAUGACAACAUGUAAAAUAUAAGAAAACACAUCACAUUUUUUAAUUCAAAACUUUAUCAACAAAUACCAAUAUAGGUGAUCAGUUUAUACAAACAAAUCAAAAGGACCAAGGCAGCCGGAUGAGAAUGAACAGAUCGUUGUUGCUGGGUUACCUGAUCAUCUGAGGUGUUUAACCAGAUGGAUGAUGAUCUAAAUGUUGAAGAUUUAACAUCAUCCAGGAUUUUCAGUUCUUCUGAGACAGAUCUUUGUGGAGGUGAUGUCAGAUCAACAAACCCUUCAGUAAAUAAGGUUUAAACACAUUCAGUGAUAAAUGGAGACGUCUCUGAAACGAACAUUAUUGAAAUAUCAAGAUCUGUGUUCAUCUCAAUAAACACAUAUGCAUGCUAAAAGUACUAUAAGAUGAAAUCAUUACGUUAAAAAUAACUUUGGUUGUAAGUACUAUAAGCAAAAGGAAUAAAUUCUUCUUCAAACAGUACAAUCACGAAAUAAGCAAACGCUGGAUGUAAGAGGUCAGUUUAUAUUAAACUAGAACCAGUCUCAAAAAUGAUCAGUCAGAUUACUGAACACAGUUCACAGAUUGAUCAUACAAAUCCAUGACUUGUUUUACACUGUCUUCACUACCAGCUGUUCAGUAGAGGUAUAGGCAGUCUAAGGUUUAAGUGUAAUUUAAUAAGUAAUACUUGUGCUGAUUCUACUUUUUACUCAUGUUGCUGUUAUGUCAAAAUAAUAGUUUGCUGUAACGAGUGGUUGGAUUUCUUUAUCUGGCUAACACCAUGUAAACCUGGAUUAGUUAACCUACGUAUGAAGGAUGGGGGACUGGGUAGUGACCCAUGUCUGUGGCCUCAAACUAAACAGACAGAAUCAUUCCCCUCCGUUUAGGCUGCAGUUAGCUCUCACCUUAUUGAUCACUUUGUAUUUAAUUUUGGAAUAGUAUUGGAUUGGAUGAAAUCUCAUAAAGAGAAGCGUAUUUUUAACUUGUAAAUCCUCUGCUGGUUUUCAUUUGCUUGAUUGUUUUUUAGUUAAUUCCAGUGUGUCCACUGGUUUUUAGAGUUGUUUCUUUGCAUAGGAUGGUAAUGAACGAAGUCAAACUGGUGGAUAGCAGAGUUGACAACACCAGUGUGAACAAAAAAGAGAAGUUAAUUUCUGUUAAUAUACUAAUUCGCUUAACUCUUUGGACGAAGCACCCAUAGGUUCUCUUUGAAUUGAGCUGCACGCCGGUCGUAACAAUUCUGCAGUUUGAUUAUUUCAACUCUGUUUAAAGACAAUGGCUAUUUUUGCUUUUCCUGCUGUGCUCUGCUGAGUGACUGACAUGUCAUUUCUGUGAGCAUUCUGAUUGGAGGGCCAUUCCUGACAGGCUGUAAAUAUGGAACUGGAUCACAGCUAAUGUGCUCUACAGGAGAGGAGACGUGCAUGACUGCUGGCCCGGGCUUUGUUCUCAUGUCUCAGCUAUGACCGAAACCCACCUGGUACAGGCUCCAUCGUCCUUCUCUUCUACAGUUUCACACCAUGUUUGUUAUGCAACAGUUGUGUGGAUUACACUCAGUUCAUUUAUGCCACCACUUUCUGUACACACCUCUUCACACACUGAUAUUGUUACAUAUGUACAUUGUUCUUGUACUGGUAAUGCACCUUUCUGUAUAUACUAUUAAACAUAAUGAAAGCAGAUAUAAUCUGAAUUAAAGUUUUGAACUGUGA
This is a messenger RNA of Micropterus dolomieu (smallmouth bass), 4089 nucleotides long. It is a transcript of the gene ppp1r11, whose product is annotated as protein phosphatase 1, regulatory (inhibitor) subunit 11. Bases 222 to 593 code for a protein of 123 amino acids. The transcript has 4 exons. Gene Ontology annotation, cellular component: nucleus. The record is from RefSeq and is a predicted model, not a curated record. Lineage: Eukaryota; Metazoa; Chordata; Actinopteri; Centrarchiformes; Centrarchidae. Gene Ontology annotation, molecular function: protein serine/threonine phosphatase inhibitor activity; protein phosphatase 1 binding.